This is a messenger RNA of Serendipita indica DSM 11827, 2286 nucleotides long. NCBI's taxonomy places the organism in Eukaryota, Fungi, Basidiomycota, Agaricomycetes, Sebacinales, Serendipitaceae. The record is from the annotation of a GenBank genome assembly.
AUGUCGGCAGCCAGCGUCGAGUGCCGCAAGCAUAAAGCCAAGUGCAAACAAACUAAAGGUCCUGAAGGAUGCGAUUUGUGCACCUUGGAUCGCCGCAUAUGCCCCUCAUCCUCCCAAGCAGGACAUCAACGAUGGGCAGACGUUUCUUUCAGUGUCAUUGACGUUGAGGAUGAAGAGUAUGCCUCCAUCUUGCUCGUCUAUCAACAAACGCUGAUGAUUGCAGCAUGCGCGCGCCAACACACGACCAUUCUGUCGACGAGGUCGCGGCCACCACUGAGAGGAGGAUCCCGCGUCGGCAUGCGUCUGCUUGUGACAGAUGUCGUACUCGCAAGGUUGGUGAUUCUCCAUGUCACAUGUGCUGUCAUUGAACGUGCUAACCGCGGACGACGACCGUUCUUCCAUAUCCAGGUCAAAUGCAACUGUUCAAGCAACUGCUCGAACUGUUCCACAGCAGGUGUCGAGUGCACGCGUGAUAUCAAGUCACGCCUUCGUGGGCCAUCGAAACGAUACCUCGAAGCUCUGGAGACUAAAUUGACCUACCUGGAAUCUUUUGUUGAUACUCCCAAUGCUAGGCAAACACCCUCCGAGACGAGCACCUCAAGGCGCACAUCCCUUGUCGGCUCCGCCGUUGGGAAAAGGCCACAGACGCAAAACCCGCACAAUACUCCGAAACCCGUAGCUGUUCCAGCCAAGGGUAUCUUCGCUUGUCUGAUUGCUUGGUUGAUGGCGGCGUUUUCACUAUCUGGAACCCAAGCCAUCCAGCGGCCAGGUGCCUUGGAGGGUUUCAUUUCCUCGACUCUGCCAAAAUCCGAUGGGACGUCUGUUUCAAGAACAGAAAAUGGGAGGCGAAAGGGGGGAUUGUCGACAAUCUCAAAGGCCAGUUCAACACCGUCUGAAAAUCAUCAUCAUGUGGAAUGCCAUCGGGCGAAUCCUGUAGAUACAUCGCACUACAACCCUCCAAUUUCCCCUCAGACCCUCUGCGUUCGCGCACAUGACCUCGACGGCAAUCCGGAGUCACCGACACCGCUCUCUCCAGACGCUAUAAUUGAUGCUACACCUCAUGCUCAAUUCAUAUAUGAUGCCGACAUUGUCAGCCAUUCACCUCGCACCGAAACAAUCAAAGCCUAUGCGCCUAGCUCGUCCCAUCCAGUCGAACGUGACUCGCCAGCAGGUCAACGACCACUUUCCAGCGACCCCUCUCCCUCAAUAUCCCUGUAUGCAACACUGGAUGGCCUUGAGUCGCUCCCAAUCACAGGCGACGCGUGGGCCGAUUCUCUUCAGGGUGGCUUCUUCUCAUGCCCGCCUCGUGUAUUGAAUCUUACUGGAAACACACAUCUAUAUCGAUCCAGCAAAAUCUAUGACGGCCCAUAUUCGGCUGUCUAUCGAGGCAUCUACAAGGACGAAUAUGGCGAAGAAGACGUCGCCAUCAAAGUGAUAAAACCAGUUGGCCCUAAGCAUUCUAUACGGCGGAGACGUCGUCGCGAGGUUAUUACUGGGAUAAAAGUUCGGCAUCCAAAUAUUCUUCCCGUCUAUGGGGCCGUGGAAGGUCGAAUGUUUGGACCCUUUGGCGCAAUCGUCACACCGUGGUGCUCAAACGGCAAUGCUGUUCAAUAUCUCCAGAACUACAAGCUCUCGCCACUCGAAAGAUAUCGAUUGUGGCGAGGUGUUGUGGAUGGCCUGGUUCACCUCCAUUCGCAUGAGCCGCAAAUCGUACAUGGAGAUAUGAAACCCCCCAACGUUCUUAUUGCAGAUGACGGACGACCGAUGAUCUGCGACCUUGGUCUUGCGCGACUCAUCGUCGACGGCUCUCAACCCUCAUCGUCUCCCCUCGAGUGCAGGGGUUAUGAACAUUGGGCGUGGAUGGGUGGAAUCAACACUACGAGUGCGCAUACGGGGACGCCGCGGUAUCUUGCCCCCGAGCAGGUCGACCUGAAUCGUCCAUCUCAGCCAACCACGGCUACGGAUGUAUAUGCGGUAGCGUGCAUUGGAUUCGAGUUCAUCUACUUGGUUGUACCUUAUGCUCAUCGAGAGCAUAACCUCCAAGGACAAAUAUUCCACGACAUUCGGACUGGCGUCCCACCCGCGUCUCGACCAGACAUGUCCUCUUCUUUGGCUGAUGAUGCACCCGCGUCAUCCUCUGCCGAUGGCAUCGAUAUUCUUUGGAGUAUUCUAGAGUCGUGCUGGAGUCGUGAGCCACGGUCUCGCCCGACUGCAUUGCUCUUGCGCAAAUGGUUGGUCGAGUACGAGGACAUGAUCGUCGAUGCGCUCGAAUGUGGAGUAUACUAG